GCUGCAGAGAGAGGUAUUUUACGAGCUUGAAGUUUGAGAAGGAAAAAAAAAGCAAAAAAAGAAGAAAAAUAAUCCAAAGAAAAAAUUAAAUUUUGCAUAAAGAAAAUUAAGCCUAUUUUAACACAUUUAUUCUCAUUAAAACAUUAUAAACGUAAUAUUGUUAGCUAAUGUUCUUACAUUAGUAUUAAGUGUUAAGUAAUCUAGCUUUUUAUACUGGGGGUCCCUGUGAAGGCCCAGGCAGAGAGUUUGGGUGGGGGUGUCCCUGCUGGUUCAGAGCUUUACAGCAGCGGCUCCUCUAAAAUUCGCUCGUCUAACCGCAUCAGGUCAGUCCGUGUUUUACACGUUGCCUGGGAACAACAACAACGCCGUUUAAAUAGCCUACUCUUCACGACUCUCGCUCAUUUCUCUCUAACGUCAGGAAGUACAGACACAAAAAGUCGUCCAAAACUGCAGAAGAUUAAAACAUGCGAUGAAAACAGUCUUUUUUUAAUAAUCGACAGAUAGCGUUCAGCUGCGGGGAAGAGCCGGUGAGAGUAUCCAGUCAGGAAUCACCGGACUCUCUCUUCAGUGGAAGCGCGUGUCCGAGCGCUGGAGACGCGCAGAGCGCGUGAGCUGUACACAUCCGCGUCGGUUUGAACCGCACCUGAUCUGAGGCACAACAGUAACAGAGGUCCUGUGAACUCAUAGAUGCUGUUGAAACCAAGAGCUAAAUCUUCUCUAAAGGAUGAAGAUCACAGCGCCUUCUAGAAUAUAUCUUCUCUUUAGUAGUCCUGUAUAAGUGUAAGGAUCUUGUUUGACAUCCAUCUGGAUGGUUUGAACCAGGAUGGCCAAGCCAUCCUUUUUAAGAAGAGCUCAGUUGCUCCUGUUUUUUCUGGGUGUGGCUUACAUCAUGGCAGGAAGCGUGUUACUGCUUCAGCGCUCCAGUGUGGUAACAUUUCAGAGAGACACGGAGACCAUGGCACUCCCUUCCCUACCAGCGCCACCUAGAGCCCUGGAAGUACCUCCUGCCAGGUGGUUGUACAGGAGGAACGUCAUCCAGAAUAUGGAGAACCAACCUCUUGAGCAGACAGGUGAUAUAAUGGACCAGAAGCACCUCAUAUCUCGUAACCUGGAAAUCAGGCAUCUGAGACGCCAUUGGUUUCACGGUAAUGCUGAACAGAAAAUCUCUUCUAAACAUAAUCUGUCACACAAGGAAGCCAGACAUAAAGGGACCUACAUUGGAUGUUUUAUAAACAAUGAAACGGAGCAUGCACUCGGCGGGACCAUUCUUUAUGAUUUCCGUAAAAUGACCAGCGCCCUGUGUCAGGACACCUGCUCAGAGAGUGGGUUCCGGUACGCUGGGCUGGAGUAUGGAGCGGAGUGCCAUUGUGGCAAUCGGGUCUGUUCCCGCCGGGCUCGGGGAGAGGAUUGUAAUCUGGAUUGCCGGGGAGAGAAAGGAUCCCCUUGCGGAGGGGUGGAGCGCAUGUCUGUUUACAGGGUUGAGGACCGUCUUCCGGGACAGAGAAGAUACAGAACUGUGCACUACCACGGCUGUUACAAGAGGCCAAAGAACUCUACCACUGACUUCCUGAUCCAGACCUCUGGGCCGACACACACUCUUCAGCAGUGUAUCGAGACCUGUACAGAUCAGGACCUUCCAUUGGCCCUUUUGAAAGGGCAGGACUGUUUCUGCAGCCAUGCCCCAUUUCUCUUCACAAUCCAGAUGAGUGAACAGGAACACAUGUGUGAGAGGGGCAACCAAACAAACCACACUUCCCCUUAUGACCUGGACUACUACUGGGUGUACAGUACUCCUGUGUUAGAUGCAACAUGCAAAGAAAGGACAUUUCUGCCCCAGAAGUCCAGGACUCUCGUGGCCCUGUCCAGCUUUCCAGGGGCAGGAAACACCUGGUUACGUCACCUGAUUGAACUCGCCACAGGAUUCUAUACCGGCAGCUAUUACUUUGACGGAUCUCUGUACAACAAAGAUUUCUACAUCUCUGCAGGUUUUAAAGGAGAGAAGGAUUACUGGCAGAGCGGGAGAGUCAUCUGCGUCAAGACUCACGAAAGCGGCCAGCGAGAGAUCGAAAUGUUCGACUCUGCCAUCCUGCUGUUGCGAAACCCCUAUCGCUCUCUAAUAGCAGAGUUCAACCGAAAGUGUGCCGGACACCUGGGCUACGCAUCGGACGUUCACUGGAGGAGCAAAGAGUGGUCUGAGUUUGUGGACAGCUAUUCAACCUGGUGGGUGUCUCACGCUCUGGCCUGGUUGCGAUUUGCCCACCGCCUGCUGGUGGUACACUUUGAAAAUCUUCAGAAAGAUCUAGUCCCUCAGUUAAAGACUAUCACCACUUUCCUGAACAUCAGCAUUCCUGAGGAAAGACUCCUAUGCACGGAGAGCAACAGAGACGGCCAUUUCAAACGCUCUGGGUCUCGUAGCCUGACUUUUGACCACUUCACCCCUGAGAUGAGAGCUCGUAUAGAUGAAUACAUCCACACAGUAGAUAAAGCCCUCAGAGACAGAAACCUCAGCGGCCUUCCACAGGAAUACGUGCCCAGGUGAGGGUACAUGAGUGCAGCUGCUGCCCCCUGCUGGAGGGAGGACACAGAGCCACAAAGUGCCUGAGUGAAAAACACAACUGACAUCUCUCAAAGCCUUUGAAAUGCUGUGUUUGUUUGUCUGUUUUAUGUGUGCUUUUUGUUUGUGGUUGAUGUAUUAUUGGCAGUGUGGAGACUGUGUCUAGUUUGUGUUAUCAUUAAACUGAUUAAUUCUCAUAG
Ctenopharyngodon idella (grass carp) is the source of this 2754-nucleotide messenger RNA. RefSeq names its product WSC domain containing 1b (gene wscd1b). The record is from RefSeq and is a predicted model, not a curated record. The transcript is spliced from 9 exons. Lineage: Eukaryota; Metazoa; Chordata; Actinopteri; Cypriniformes; Xenocyprididae. Bases 824 to 2539 code for a protein of 571 amino acids. Gene Ontology annotation, molecular function: sulfotransferase activity.